Peniophora sp. CBMAI 1063 is the source of this 1584-nucleotide messenger RNA. The record is from the annotation of a GenBank genome assembly. NCBI's taxonomy places the organism in Eukaryota, Fungi, Basidiomycota, Agaricomycetes, Russulales, Peniophoraceae.
AUGCGAGCGAUGUCGCCUCGUGAUGCACUCCUCGUCAUCCUCGGCGCGGGGGGCAUGUACUUGGUCAACGUCUUCGUGCCCUUCUCGGAGCCUGUCGCGCUCGUGGAGGAGCCCCUGGCCAGCAAGUCUGACCUGGGCAUGCCCGAGGAGGUCUUCGUACCUCCCGCACCAGCUGCAGUGGAUGUAGUGGUUCCUGCGCCACAAGCGCCCCGGCCUAUCCUCGAAGAGCCGCUCAUCGAACCGCCCAAACCGCGCCCUCCACUAGCACCCACAGUAAUGCACCAACACGCGCCGGGAUGGACCAUCUUUGACAACUUGUAUAUGGCCAACGGAACCUUGUUUGCUGUGACCGAUACGCCAGAUGAUUUCCCCGCCAUCGAGUGGAUGACCUCGACUGGAUUGCCCGCCGUGAAUAGCCCGGAGAGUAUUCAGGAGCGCAUGCCGACCGCGCAGGACUUCUCCUUCAUCACCACGGCCGAGGCAAAGCGGAGAUGGGGGAACGAUGCGGACGAGACGCAGGCGCGCGUGUUCAAUAUCGACGGAAAUACUCUUCUUUUCAACGAUCCCGAUCAAUUCCUCAAUCACUAUUACCACUUCUGCGCGGAGCUCAUGUUCGGCGCGUGGGCGUUCUGGACCGGCACCUUCCCCGAUGACACGCCUUCAGUCUGGGCACGCGCUAUGUUCCCCCAUACUGGCUGGAGCUGGCGUGACAACCCGGGCAUGAACGCGCUCUUCGCGCGCGGCGGCUUUCCUACGCUUCACAUCGAGGUCGACUCGGACUGGAAAGACCGUGUUGCCGCAACGGCUGUCACUGAGGAGCAGCUCGCCGUCCCGGAGAAGAACCGCGCAUGGCGCUUCGAUCGCGUCUUACUUGCGGAUCGCAGCGCUGCUUUUCGGGGUCCCGAAUGCGGCUCGCGGACACAGCGUACAGCUGCCGAGGCAAUGUUGGGUGUUGUCCCCAAGGACCGCGACGGGAAGCCUGUACCUGGGCACGAAUUCUUGGAGCGUGGAUGGUGGGAGCCGGUGCGGCGUCGGGUUCUCAACUUUGUUGGCGUACCGAAGGCACAACUCGAUCUAUUCAAACUGGAUGAGUCUGAACGCGUACUGCCGAACGAGAAGAUCGUCGUUACGUAUGUUGACCGCCAGUCCGUACGGAGACACCUUAUCCAUGAAGAUCAUGAGCUACUCGUUCAAUCACUCCGCGACUUGUGUGCAAGGCGGGGAUGGGAGCUUAUUAUCAUGAAGGGUGAGGCACUCUCCAAGGACGAGCAGCUUCAGAUUGCCUCGAAGACGACGUAUCUCGUUGGCGUACAUGGGAACGGUCUUUCGCAUUUGAUCAUGAUGCCGCCCACUCCUGCCGCAACUGUCAUCGAGAUCUUCUUCCCAACUGGGUACGCGCAUGACUACGAAUGGACUGCGCGGUCACUGGGCAUGAAGCACUUCGCUGUAUGGAAUGACACGUCUACUACGUUCCCAGAAGUGCAAUGGCCCUCGUAUCCGGACGGCUUCCAGGGCGAGUCGAUACCGGUGUAUGGCCCCUAUGUUGCAGAGCUGAUCGAGGGCCGUGCGGAUGGGAAACUGUGA